Molecule: messenger RNA, 2344 nt
Organism: Corythoichthys intestinalis (scribbled pipefish)
Lineage: Eukaryota; Metazoa; Chordata; Actinopteri; Syngnathiformes; Syngnathidae
Gene: rusf1
Product: RUS family member 1
Exons: 13
Coding region: 98-1363 (421 amino acids)
Source: RefSeq, a predicted model, not a curated record
UACAGUACAAUGUGCAGUUCAUUUAUGUGAUUCUUGUCUAUAUAUCACCACCAACUGAAGAACUGCAGUACAUUAGAUUUCUGUCAUAAAAGCAGAAAUGGAGGCCUACGCUGAGCUUUUAGCGACAGAGAGGUACGGCAGUGGCGAGCCGUGGCAGUAUGUUGCAAAGGAUGGAAGCAUGGAGAGGAGAAGGGAUAGCAGAGAAGCUGAAUCGAGGGGGAACACAUUCAUUACUGUUUUUAAAAGCGUUUUCCUGCCACAAGGCUAUCCGGACAGUGUGAGUGGAGACUACUUGCAGUAUCAGUUUUGGGAUACUCUGCAGGCCUUCUCCAGCUCUCUAUCAGGAACACUUGCCACGCAGGCAUCACUCAAGGGUGUUGGCGUGGGAAACCAGGAAGCCACGGUUGCUGCGGCCACAGUCACUUGGCUGCUAAGAGAUGGAACCAGCAUGUUGGGGAGGAUCGUGUUCGCCUGGCUUAAAGGGAACAAGCUGGACUCUGAGGCCAAAAAAUGGAGGCUUUUUGCCGACAUUCUGAACGAUAUCGCCAUGUUCAUGGAAAUACUUGCCCCAUUCUACCCUGCCUGCUUCACCUUGAUUGUGUGCACGUCAGGGAUAUUCAAGUCUGUGGUGGGCGUGGCAGGAGGAGCCACCAGAGCCGCUUUAACAGUCCAUCAAGCUCGCAGAGACAACAUGGCUGACAUCUCUGCCAAAGAUGGCAGUCAGGAGACUUUGGUGAAUCUGGCUGGACUUCUGGUUAGUUUGAUCCUUAUUCCGCUUGUCACUGACAACCCAGCACUGACCCUCACCCUGUUCUUCCUCUUCACCGCCCUCCACCUUUUCGCCAACUUCAAGGCAGUGCGUUCGGUGGUCAUGGAAACGCUGAACGAAGCGCGGCUCGCUAUCCUGCUACGCCACUUUCUGCGUGAUGGACAUGUCCUUACACCACUGGAAGCCAAUCGGGAGGAACCAGUAUUUUUGGAGUUUAGGAAAACAUUGCCCAUCAAACUUGGUGUGAGGCUUCAGGAAGUUGUCCAAAGACCAGAGGAGUUACGGUUGGCAAUGAGAAAGGAUGCACCCUUCUUACUGGGCGUCACAAAUGGUUGCGUAAGAGUAUGUUUGGCAAGUCACGCGCACACGCGAGAUGAAAUUAAAGCGAUGUGUCAAGCCAUUUGGCUAAGUGAUAUGUUGAAUCCUUCAAGACAGCAUCAUGGUUUAAAGGAAAUGCUGCAAAAAAGUUACAAGCUGAUGGAUGUUGAGUUUGAUCGAUUUCUUAAAGGUGUGGAAGCAGCAGGAUGGGAUGCGACGAGAACACUGCUGGACUGGGAUGAGUGGAGGCUUGAGUGGAAUCCAAAAAUCAGAUGAAAACAACUACAAGUACUAAAAUGUGUGUCAGAGAAAUUAAGUAAAUCUCAGAUACUGUAAUUGAACUGGACAUCAUUCUUUACAGUUGUCUUUUUAUUUGAGUGCAAGAAUAAAUGUUGUUUUUAAUUUGUGUGAUAGUCAGUUAUUAGAAAAUGGAAGACAUACAAGACCACUGAUAAUCUCCCUCGAUCUGGGGCUCCAUGCAAGAUCUCACCCUGUGGUACAGAGAGCUGGGACCACAGUAACAAAGGCUACUAUCAGUAACACAAUGCGCCACCAGGGACUCAAAUCCUGCACUGCCAGACGUGUCCCCCUGCUAAAGAAAGUACACGUCCAGGCCCGUCUGCUGUUCGCUAGAGAGGAUUUGGAUGAUCCAGAAGAGGACUGUGAGAAUGUGUUAUGGUCAGAUGAAACCAAAAUAGAACUUUUAGGAAGAAACACAGGUUCUCGUGUUUGGAGGAAAAAGAAUACUGAAUUGCAUCCGAAGAACACCAUACCCACUGUGAAGCAUGGGAGUGGAAACAUCAUGCUUUGGGGCUGUUUUUCUGCAAAGGGACCUGGACAACUGAUCUGUGUAAAGGAAAGAAUGAAUGGGGCCAUGUAUCGAGAGAUUUUGAGUGAAAAUCUCCUUCCAUCAGCAAGGACAUUGAAGAUGAGACGUGGCUGGGUCUUUCAGCAUGACAAUGAUCCCAAACACACAGCCAGGGCAAAAAAGGAGUGGUUUCGUAAGAAGCAUUUCAAGGUCAUGGAGUGGCCUAGCUAUUCUCCAGAUCUCAACCCCAUAGAAAAUCUGUGGAGGGAGUUGAAAGUCCGUGUUGCCCAAUGACAGCCCCAAAACAUCACUACUGUAGAGGAGAUUUGCAUGGAGGAAUGGGCCAAAAUACCAGCAACAGUGUGUGAAAAGCUUGUGAAGAGUUACAGAAAACGUUUGGCCUUCAUUAUUGCCAACAAAGGGUACAUAACAAAGUAUUGAGAAUUGAG